UAAUAUUAAUAUUACAACAAAAAUAACUUUAUAUAUAAAUAUCAAUUAUUAUUGAAGAAAACUAAUAAAUUAUAUAAUACUAACUAAAACAAUAAUAAUAAUAAUAAUGAAUUUUUUAACAAUUAUUUCAACUAUACUACUAAUUCUAGUCUUUAUCUAUAGUUCAUUAUCAUCAUCAGCAUCGCCAGAUGACCUAUUAUUGAAAACCUAUAAACUAAUAGAACGUGUGGAUUAUGAUUUGAAUCUGUUUGAGGAUAAUCCCGAAAUUAGUCGCCAAGAUCUGGCCACACUUAGCGGCUACGAGUCCGACCUCCGGUAUCUUUAUGCCCGAUUGUCUAAAGCAUCGACUAUUGAUGAAAUUUCAGAAAUUACUGUCCAAUUAAAUCAAUUGAUCGAUACAGUUGUUAAACUAUUGGACGGUUUAGAGCAAAUAGAGUGGCCAACAACAACAACAACUACCCGUCGACCAUCAACUACUACAACAUUAAGCACCGGUAGUACUACUGUGGGUCCAGGUAGAAAAUUUUGUAAGGCUACUGGCCAAUUUAUGGACACCUACAGUAGAUUGGUUAAACGUAUUGAUGAUAAAAUCAUUGUAUGGACACGUGAUGGCAAACAGGAUCGGGUAAUAGCCGUACGGGAAAAACGUGAACGUCUAGUAUUGUUGGUUAAUACAUUGAUUGAUUAUGUUCAAGCUAACAAUCGAUUGGUCGAUCAAAUUGAGCUAGCUGAACUAACUAUCGAAAAGGAGCUUGAUAAAUAAAUAAAUGUUUUAAUUUAUAAUAAUAAUGUUAAGUUAAUUAAAGUUAAUUAAAUCAUAAGCAAAAAUUUUGU
Molecule: messenger RNA, 834 nt
Organism: Oppia nitens
Lineage: Eukaryota; Metazoa; Arthropoda; Arachnida; Sarcoptiformes; Oppiidae
Exons: 2
Coding region: 107-763 (218 amino acids)
Source: RefSeq, a predicted model, not a curated record